UACGAAACCAGAGAGCUUCGGAAGAGCAGAGGUAACCGUAGUGAAAUCCCGAUGAAUCAUGAAGAAGAUGCUAAACAAACCGGGUCUUGCCCUUCGCAACAAGACUUCAACCCGUGUCCAAUCUGCCUAGGACCCUUGGUUCAGGAAUCCUAUCUCGAUACAUGUUUCCAUAUUUGGAAAUGUAGGCUGCUUAUCCUUGAUUUGGUGGCAAAAGUUUUGAUUCACCGUUCUCAAUCUGUCGUGGCAGAUAAGUUUUGUUACAAUUGUAUUGUGCAUUGGAGUAGAGUGGUUGCUAGCAAGCGAUCCCGCCCAUCUUCCUCUGUGAAAUGUCCUCUAUGCAAGACUGAGAAUUUUUCGGUAAUCAGUGGGUUCGAUGGAACUUGUUUUCAACGGCAUUAUAUAAAUCAAGAUUUUGAGAAUGGAUUCACCUUUUCAAAAGCACACAAGUAUAGAUUACAAUGCUAUUACAGUGAACCAGGUAUCGUAAAUGACAUAUUUGAUGUAUUGCGAUUUUGGAAAUCUCGGAAGUAUCUUCAGUCAAAUGUGUGGCUUCACAGUUGGUUGAAAAGGGAACUUCAAACUUUAAUGCAGGAGGAAGAUGUUGACGUGGUUGUGCAUCACAUACAUGGUGUGAUUAAUUCUUUCUUGAGAAGAAUCGAACAGACCCAUCUAUUAAAGAAACCUGCUGAAGCAAAACAAGACGACUUCAGGACGGCUGUCUUUGAUGCAGCAAAGCCAUUUCUACUAGCAAGAACAGAUCGAUUUGUGAAUGAGCUGGAGUUAUUUCUUGCCUCGGGCUUGAACAUUGAUGCUUAUGAUGCAGUUUAUAUGCAACGCUUGGGUUGGAACACUCCAGGAGGAACCACCAGCACUAAGCCUGCAGAAGAACCUAGUCAACAUGUAGGAGUGGUUCCAUACUUGUUUAUCUUUGAUGUAGACUCUGAUGAAGCUGAAUGAAAUUUCCAUUUCUAAUGUAAA
This is a messenger RNA of Theobroma umbraticum, 978 nucleotides long. RefSeq names its product RING/U-box superfamily protein. NCBI's taxonomy places the organism in Eukaryota, Viridiplantae, Streptophyta, Magnoliopsida, Malvales, Malvaceae. Gene Ontology annotation, molecular function: metal ion binding. The record is from RefSeq and is a predicted model, not a curated record.